AUGCCUGGAAUAGUGAAGUCAACCGCGAAACGAGUCCUCGCUGACUCAAGCAAAGCCGUCCAAAAUGGAGUCACUGUCAAGUCCCCUCAAUCUGCGAAAAAGCGCAAGCUCAACAACGAUGCUCCCUCCUUCAGCUCAUCGCAGGCUGGUCCCAACGGACUUAAGGGCAAAUAUGGGUCCAGUCAGCCAAAGAGCCAAUUUGAGUCGGAGGUCUUGGAGAGGAUGACCCAGGACAUUCAUGGCUUGAAACAGACAAAUGCAGAGAAAGAUCAGCAGUGGCAGCGGCCGGGGCUCGAUGACUUCGAUGAGAAGAGAGACAGUCUUUGCUUCCAGCAAAUCGAGUGUGAGGAGGGUACGCUGCAUGGUGGCAAGACAGUUUUAAAGCUGUUUGGUGUGACGGAGACAGGUCAUUCUGUGCUCUUGCAUGUCACUGAUUUCCUACAUUAUCUCUAUGUUGCGGCGCCGACGAGCUUUGUGAGGACGGAUUGCGAACCAUUCAAGGCGUACCUCGAAACGAAGCUGGCACAAAAUUCACCUGCCAUCCAUUCAGUCCAGAUCGUAAUGAGAGAAAAUUUGUUUGGCUUUCAGGGCAAUCAGAAAAAUCCAUAUCUCAAAAUAACAGUCACAGAUCCAAAGUACAUCAACAAAUUGAGAACUACAAUAGAAAAUGGAACCGGAAACUACAAACGCAUGUGGAAAAAUGUGGAAGGGGGACUCAUGACUUUUGACAGCAUUCAGUAUGUGUUGAGGUUCAUGAUUGAUACGGGAAUCUCUGGAAUGUCCUGGGUAGAGGUUCCUCCACAGAAAUAUACAGUCAUGCCCCAACGGGACCGUUUGUCGAACUGCCAAAUCGAAGCAUUCGUCCAUUAUCGCGAUCUGAUAGCCCACAGCAAUGACGGAGAAUGGGCCAAAAUGGCGCCUUUACGGAUACUGUCUUUUGAUAUCGAAUGCGCUGGUCGGAAAGGGGUUUUCCCAGAGGCAAAUCAAGACCCCGUCAUCCAGAUCGCAAAUGUGGUGACAAGAUAUGGAGAAUCCAAACCCUUUAUCCGCAACGUUUUUGUCCUUGACACUUGCAGUCUGAUAGUAAACACUCAAAUCCUCCCCUUUGACGCCGAAGAAAAGAUGCUUAUGGCGUGGAAGGAUUUCCUCGAAGAGGCGGAUCCUGACGUUAUUAUUGGUUACAAUAUCGCCAACUUCGACUUUCCGUAUUUACUGGAUCGAGCGAAGCAUUUGAAAUUGCAGAAGUUUCCGUAUUGGACCAGAUUGAAGAACGUUCAGUCUAGUGCGAAAGAAACCAAUUUCUCCAGCAAGCAGAUGGGCAAUCGAGAUACCAAGGCCACAAACACCAACGGAAGAAUUCAACUUGAUCUGUUGCAGCUAGUACAGCGAGACCAUCAGUUGAGGAGCUAUACGCUGAACUCUGUUUGCGCGCAUUUUUUGGGAGAGCAAAAAGAAGAUGUGCAUCAUACCAUGAUCACCGAGCUGUACAACGGAACACCAGACUCAAGAAGAAGAUUGGCAGUAUACUGCCUGAAGGAUGCAUAUCUUCCCCAGCGGCUGAUGGACAAACUGAUGUGUCUCGUCAACUAUACAGAAAUGGCAAGAGUCACAGGAGUGCCAUUUAACUACUUGCUUGCAAGAGGUCAACAAGUCAAAUUCAUCAGUCAGCUGUUCCGAAAAGCUCUCGAACAACAACUGGUCAUACCAAAUCUUCGAAACGAAGCAACUGAUGAGCAAUACGAAGGUGCCACUGUUAUCGAACCCAUUCGUGGUUAUUAUGAUGUACCUGUCGCAACCCUGGAUUUCGCGUCUCUAUACCCAAGUAUCAUCCAAGCUCACAACCUCUGCUACACCACCCUGCUCAACAAGACCAGUGUCGAGAAGCUCCAUCUCAAAAAGGAUGAGGACUACAUCGUCACGCCGAAUGGUGAUAUGUUUUGCAAAUCGCAUAUUCGGAAAGGUCUUCUCACCCAGAUUCUCGAAGAGCUUCUUGGUGCUCGAAAACGGGCCAAGAAAGAACUCGCGGUGGAGACGGAUCCUUUCAAGAAAGCUGUACUCAAUGGUCGACAGCUUGCCUUAAAAGUCAGCGCCAAUUCGGUCUAUGGUAUUACAGGAGCAACAGUAGGCAAGUUGCCCUGCCUUGCCAUCGCCUCAAGUACAACUUCAUACGGUCGACAAAUGAUUGAGAAAACCAAGGAAGAAGUUGAAAGCAAAUAUACCAUCGCGAAUGGCUACUCUCACGACGCUCAAGUUAUCUACGGCGACACUGACUCUGUGAUGGUCAAGUUUGGCGAAAAGGAGCUGCAGAAGACCAUGGAACUUGGUCAAGAAGCGGCAGCAUAUGUCUCCUCCAAGUUCAUCACGCCCAUCAAACUCGAAUUCGAAAAAGUCUACUUCCCCUACCUCCUGAUCAACAAAAAACGCUACGCCGGCCUGUACUGGACCAACCCAGACAAAUAUGACAAAAUGGACAGCAAAGGUAUCGAAACCGUACGCCGUGACAACUGCCGGCUCGUGCAAACCGUGAUUGAGACCGUGCUCCGCAAAAUCCUCAUCGACCGCGACCUCGACGGCGCCCAAGACUACGUCAAAGAAACCAUCUCCUCGUUGUUACAGAACAAGAUCGACCUCUCGGUGCUCGUCAUCACCAAAGCCCUGUCCAAAUCCGACUACACCGCCAAACAAGCGCACGUCGAACUGGCGGAACGGAUGCGAAAACGCGACGCGGGCUCCGCCCCUACGCUGGGAGACCGCGUGGCCUACGUGAUCGUCAAGGGGGCGGGCGGAUCGAAAAACUACGAGAGAUCAGAAGAUCCGAUCUUCGUGCUGGAAAACAACGUGCCGAUCGACACGAAAUACUACCUGGACAACCAGCUGGCGAACCCGCUGGGGCGCAUCUUCGAACCGAUCCUGGGGGAGAAGAAAGCGGCGUCGCUGCUGUCGGGCGACCACACGCGCUCCAUCUCGGUGGCGGCGCCGACGCUGGGCGGGCUCAUGAAGUUCGCCAAGAAGACCCUGACGUGCAUGGGCUGCAAGAAGCCGCUGGGGGCGUCGGACGAGAAGGCCGGCGCCGUGUGCGAGAACUGUCGCCCCCGCCUCGGCGAGCUCUACACCAAACAGCUCAACCGCGUCAGCGAGCUCGAGGUCCGCUUCGCCCGCCUCUGGACCCAGUGUCAGCGCUGCCAGGGCAGCAUGCACUCCGAGGUCCUCUGUAGUUCUCGCGAUUGUCCCAUCUUCUACAUGCGCAUGAAGGCGAGGAAGGAGGUCGAGGAGGGGGAGAGGGAGUUGGGCAGGUUUGAUGGCGAUGUCGGGGUUUGGUAG
Messenger RNA from Endocarpon pusillum Z07020, 3321 nucleotides. Its product is annotated as DNA polymerase delta catalytic subunit. Bases 1 to 3321 code for a protein of 1106 amino acids. Gene Ontology annotation, cellular component: delta DNA polymerase complex. The transcript is spliced from 2 exons. The record is from RefSeq and is a predicted model, not a curated record. Gene Ontology annotation, biological process: DNA replication proofreading; nucleotide-excision repair, DNA gap filling; DNA-templated DNA replication. NCBI's taxonomy places the organism in Eukaryota, Fungi, Ascomycota, Eurotiomycetes, Verrucariales, Verrucariaceae. Gene Ontology annotation, molecular function: DNA-directed DNA polymerase activity; 3'-5'-DNA exonuclease activity; nucleotide binding.